This is a messenger RNA of Cyclocybe aegerita, 1011 nucleotides long. NCBI's taxonomy places the organism in Eukaryota, Fungi, Basidiomycota, Agaricomycetes, Agaricales, Hemipholiotaceae. The record is from the annotation of a GenBank genome assembly.
AUGUUCUGCGUCCAUCGGAGACGUUCCGUUGUCGACCAACGGAACGGAAACGGGAUCGGGCCGAUAAUCCCAGCCAAUGGGAUGGGCAGCCGGAUCCCGCCGAACCACGAUCAACGAUCCCCGAAACACGAAAAGGAGAACCCCGGAUGUGGGCUCGGGCACUUCCCUGCUCAUGGCCGCCUGCCACAACCGCCUGCUCUCCCGCUCGCCUACCAUCGCCCCUUCAACCAGGCAGAGGAUGGCAACGGCGGGGACAGAACGACAACGGCGGGGGCAGGACGACAACGAGGGCAGGGUGGCAACGACGAUGACGACGACUACGGCGGGGGCAGGACGACGAUGGCGAUGACAGGGCAGGACGACAACAACAAGGACAGAGCGACGACGGCGACGACAGCAGGUGCAGGACGACGGCGGCGGCGGCAGCAGCGGGGCACGACGACGACGGCGGCGGCGGGUGCACCCUUCACCCCCGCCCUCACCCCUCGUUCAUUCUCCCCGUCCUCUGCCUCGCCCUCUCGCCCUCUGCCCCGCCCUCUCGCCCUUGUCCGCCCCUUGUCCGCCCCUCGUUCUCUCCCUCGCUCGCCCCUCGUCCGCCCCUCACCCCUCCCUCUCCCUCUGCCUUGCCCUUCCCUCUGCCCCGGCUUUCGCCCUCUGCCCUGCCUUUCGCCCUCUGCCCCGCUGUCUCGCCGACCUCGCUGUCUCACCUGCCUCGCCCUCACACCCACCUCGCCCUUUCGCCCUUUCGCCCUUUCGCCCUUUCGCUCACCUCUCUCGCCCACAUCGCCCUCUCGCUCUCUCGCCCACCUUGCGCUCCUCGCCCUUUCGCCCUCUUGCCCACCUUGCCCUGUUACCCGCCUUGCCCUUUCACCCUUUCACCCACUCACCCUCUUGCCCUCUCACCCGCCUCGUCCGCCUCUCGCCCAUUCGCCCGCCUCUCCCUCUCACCUUUCGCCGUCUCGUCCGCCUCGCCCGCACCCUUUUGCCCUCUGGCCGCCUGCACGAGCAUGA